GAGUUAGAACAUAUAGAUGAUGUGUGUCGGAUUAAGCUGGUUUUUAAGGUUCAAAUCAGAGUGAAUUUCAGCAGUUAAUUACAAAAUAGACUAAUCAAGCUGACAAAAUUGUUUAUGAAUUCAUUUUCAGCCAGUCUGUCAUUUACAGCAAAACAUAUCCAGACAUUAACAUUAAUAUAUUAGUAUUAAUCUACAGGUUACUAUCCCUCUCCUGCUCUGUUUUCCAUUUCUUCUCCUCCAGGUGUUUGUAUCUCUCACAGCUGGACUCUCCUGAGCUUCCAGAUGUCUGUCAGGUGUUUUAUCCUCACUAUAUAGUCAUUAACACUGUUUAUGCAUCUGACGCUGACGUGAUGUUGCCAGGGAGUUGCAAUGCAGUUGCUAGGUUGCUUGUUAUUUCAUUGAAACACCUCUCACAUGUUCUUCAGCGCAUGCAACUCUAGUUUCAGUCUUAAAAUGUGGAGCUUUAGAAACUUUGAGUUCUCUUUUUGAUUCGACUCUGUGGUAAUGAGCAUCAUGUGUGUCAUCUGUCUGUCUCUGACUCUCUGAGCCUGCUGUAAAAGGACCUUCAGAAAGGCCUCGAGGGUGCUGUGAUCACUGUGAAUAUUAGACUGCUCUGUGAGGAUGUGAACAGAACAUUCACCCCAUGAGCUCCAUUACAGACUGUUUAUGCUCAAUGUUUCUGUCACUAAAUCACCUGUGGAACAUGCUCUCUUUGGUUAAACCACGGUUCAUUUUAUUAAGGAAUUUUGCAUUUGUGUGUGUGUGUUUUUUUUUUAAUAACUGUACUGUCUUAAUGAUUUGAUCUUUUAUUGUGUUUUUUUAAAAAGAAGAAAGAUUCGCAAACCUCCUGUGUCCUUAUCUAAAACGAAUGAUUCGCGAUCCGAUUCGAGCGCUUCGAAGCAGUGAAUCAAUCAUUUUGCGACUCAAAUGUUUUUUAACUGAUUCGGAGUUUCGAAAAGCUCCGUUUCACAAUCACUACGUGCUUUUUAAAACCAUUACAAGCGAUGUCGACAUUCGAAACGGCUCUUUUGAUCUGGUUUUUCAAGUGAAUCGCUCGAACUGAAUGAUCGGAGUCACGAGUUUGAAUCAAUCGGAGCGGUUCCAGCGUAAAUGACUCACUCAAUUGAAUCGAUUCGUCUGUUCCUCCUCUUUUCUCGGUUUAGUGCUAACUACUGAAACAGUUCAUUAAUAUGAGUAGCUGCAGAUCAAAAUACAUGUUAGAUGGAAGGAUUGAGUUUGUAACUUAAUUGAUUAUAUAUAUAUAUAUUUUUUUAAAUUAGCAGUAAAGGUUGAUGGCAGUUCUACAAUAAAUUAUCAUCCAAUCUCUCAUUCCAUUUUAGUAAAUGUUCAAUUUAUAAGUUAAAAUUAUUUUUGUAUCUGAUUGUAGAGAGAUAGUUCAUGUAAAUAGAUCGAAUGGGAGAAGCAGAUGAACACAAAACAGCAAGUGACGUCAACAAUUAUCCAAGUUUGCCAGAAUUAAAUGAAUGCAAACAGAUCUUUUAUAAAAUACAGUUUCUCUUAUUGCAUAAAUCAUCACAGCAAGCUUCACGUGUGCUCAGUAUGUUGCAUUAGAUCAGACAUCGAUAUAUUAAUCUAUGCACAUCAGUUGCAAUCAUUCAGCCGUGGAUCGGCUCGGGCGCGCGCAGGUUUCGGCGGGGGCGCGCUGACGUCAUCGGGGUUUAUUAGCGGCGCUCGGACCCGCGGGCUCCAGUCAGUGUUUCUCCGCUCCUCGUGCACUAAACCAGAUCCAGGACUCAUGUCCGGGAAUCCAGACCGGAGUAAAGGAUUCACCUGAAGAGGAACACACAGCGGUCAGCUGAAGAAAGAGAGCCGAGAGCCGUCUCUGUUUUCCUCCAUGUGAAGGAAAAGGUACAAGGCUGAGCGAUGAAUGAGAGUGCGGCGCUCAACGAGAGCGGUGCUGGUUUGCCGGUGUCCUCGUGGCUGGAAGCAGAAGACUUCGACAACAACCGGACCCUUGCGCUCUCAUCCGCGGCCCUCGAGUACCACGUCAACCCGUGGGACAUCAUGCUGUGCCUGUCGGGGACGGUGAUCGCCUGUGAGAACGCCAUCGUGGUGGCCAUCAUCUUCUACACACCGACGCUUCGCAACCCAAUGUUCAUCUUGAUUGGCAGCCUGGCCACCGCUGACCUGUUAGCCGGCAUGGGAUUAAUCCUGAACUUCGCUUUCCAGUAUCUGGUCUCAUCUGAGACCAUCAGCCUCAUUACAGUCGGAUUCCUGGUGGCGUCCUUCACAGCGUCCAUCAGUAGCUUGUUAGCUAUUACUGUUGACCGCUACCUGUCGCUCUACAACGCCUUGACAUACUUCUCCGAGAAGACGCUGCAUUAUGUGCAUCUGAUGCUGGUGGGAACAUGGGGUGCGUCGCUGGGAUUGGGACUGCUGCCCGUUUUGGGCUGGAACUGUUUGGAUGAUGCAUCCACCUGCAGCAUCGUGCGUCCGCUCAACCGCACCAACCUCACCGUCCUCGCCGCGUCGUUUUUCGUCAUCUUCGCCCUCAUGCUCAGCCUGUACUUCAAGAUCUGUAAGAUAGUGUGUCACCACGCGCAUCAGAUCGCUCUGCAGCAGCACUUCUUCACCACCUCGCACUACGUGGCCACCAAGAAGGGCGUCUCCACGCUCGCCAUCAUCUUGGGCACGUUCGGCGCCAGCUGGCUGCCUUUCGCCAUUUACUGUCUGGUCGGGGAGCGCGAGUAUCCGUCGGUGUACACUUACGCCACGCUGCUCCCCGCCACCUACAACUCCAUGAUCAACCCCAUCAUCUACGCCUACCGCAACACUGAGAUCCAGCGCUCCAUCUACAUGCUCUUCUGCGGCUGCUUUCAGACCAAGGGCUCGUACCGAUCCAGAUCGCCCAGCGAGGUGUAGAUCCUCAGAACUUAUGAAAUAACAGUCCAGUGCUUUUAAGGCUCAUUAAGAAACAUAUUAUUAUUCUUCAAAGGCCCAAAUCUGUGCAAAAGCAUCCAAGUUGUAUUGUAUGAGAUCACUUUAUAUCUCCAGUAAUGAGUCUCUCAGUAAGAUGAGAUGUAAAUGAUCCACACAGUGAUUGAGAGCUGAAGGAAUCCAGGCUCCUCAGAAGAUGUGAGAUGUUCUGGAGGCUUGUGAAGAUCAUUCCUCCGCUGAGGAACAGUGAAAGUAAAGCUCCUCAAAAGAUCCUGAGGAUCAGAUUUGAGACGCUAAAACAUGAUUGAUGGAGAAUCAAGUAAAGCUGAGCUGCUUCAGUCCAGGAAGAGUUCAUCUGGAGAUAUUACUGACCUUAUUCUGACCUUUACUUGAUCACAAUCAGGAGAGAUCUGAGCUGGACGCUUGUACAGUUACACUGGAAGAGCUUCGAGUUGAUAAAACACUAAACUAUCAAUCAGAGACUGAAGACAUUGCUCAUGCUGAUCACUGAGGCCUUAUACAGUUGCGUUUCAGUAGGCUUUAUAGGGUUAAACUCAUUCAUCAUUCAUGUCACAUGCAGAAGUAUGAAUAUGGCGCUUGAAGUGUCUGUUGCGCAAUUGCACUUUACUGAGACCCGGCGUCUCAACACGCUGUGAACAAGCAACGACCCUCAUCAAAAAUGUAUAUUUAUAUUAUUUAUAAGCAACAUGUUGCACUUUACUGUACAAAUCGAGAUGCCAAAGCAGUAUUGCGUAGGCCUACGUGUUUGCCGAGUUACUCGUGUGAUGGGUUUUCUAUUUUGUAAAGUUGUCCAUGACUGUACUU
This is a messenger RNA of Carassius gibelio (silver crucian carp), 3723 nucleotides long. Its product is annotated as G-protein coupled receptor 6-like. Lineage: Eukaryota; Metazoa; Chordata; Actinopteri; Cypriniformes; Cyprinidae. Gene Ontology annotation, cellular component: membrane. The transcript is spliced from 2 exons. The record is from RefSeq and is a predicted model, not a curated record. Gene Ontology annotation, molecular function: sphingosine-1-phosphate receptor activity. Bases 1885 to 2883 code for a protein of 332 amino acids. Gene Ontology annotation, biological process: G protein-coupled receptor signaling pathway.